Messenger RNA from Diachasma alloeum, 1755 nucleotides. It is a transcript of the gene Cyp301a1, whose product is annotated as probable cytochrome P450 301a1, mitochondrial. The transcript has 10 exons. Gene Ontology annotation, molecular function: oxidoreductase activity, acting on paired donors, with incorporation or reduction of molecular oxygen; iron ion binding; heme binding. NCBI's taxonomy places the organism in Eukaryota, Metazoa, Arthropoda, Insecta, Hymenoptera, Braconidae. Bases 69 to 1628 code for a protein of 519 amino acids. The record is from RefSeq and is a predicted model, not a curated record.
CCCACGGCUGGUGAACAGUGUCAGUCGCCAAGUGUUUCCAUACGUUCCGAACAAUAGAUCAUCAAAUAAUGGCAUUAACACCAGUACCAGCCCGUCCCAUGAUACGUCAAAUCGAUACAAUUGUCAGGUCAAUGUGCAAUCAAGCAAUAAGUGCACAGAGAGAGUGUCCGGAAUUAACGAACGUAAGACCCUACAAGGAGGUACCAGGUCCAAAACCAAUACCAAUUCUCGGGAACACCUGGCGUCUCUUCCCAGUAAUCGGGCAAUAUGAAAUCGGUGACGUGGCCAAAAUUUCCCAAAUGUUUCACGAAGAGUACGGUGAAAUAACGAGACUCAGUGGUCUUAUUGGUAGGCCCGAUCUAUUGUUUGUGUAUAAUGCGGAUGAAAUUGAGAGAAUGUAUAGGCAGGAGGGGCCCACACCCUUUCGACCAUCGAUGCCCUGUCUCGUGCAUUAUAAAAGUGUCGCGAGGAGAGAUUUCUUCGGCGACUUGGGAGGCGUUGUGGGAGUACACGGAGAGCCAUGGAAAUCAUUUCGGACACGUGUUCAGAAACCGGUUCUUCAGCCCCAAACCGUACGAAAAUAUAUCACACCUAUCGAAGUUGUUACUCAAGAUUUUAUAGAAAGAAUUGAAAAAAUCAAGGGUAACAAUAAUGAAGUACCUGCGGAUUUUGACAACGAAAUUCAUAAAUGGGCAUUAGAAUGUAUUGGACGCGUAGCCCUUGACGUAAGAUUAGGCUGUCUCGACGACAAUUUAACUCCCGAUUCUGAGCCUCAAAAAAUAAUCGACGCGGCGAAAUUUGCAUUGAGAAAUGUUGCGGAGCUGGAACUAAAGGCCCCGUACUGGAGGUACAUCCCCACGCCCUUGUGGUCUCGAUACGUAAGGAACAUGGAUUUUUUUGUUGAAAUAUGCACCAAGCACAUUGAUGCAGCUCUUGUGAGGCUGAAGAACAAAAAAUCAAUGAAUGAAGCUGAUUUAUCGCUGGUGGAAAGGAUCCUAGCGAAUGAAAAAGAUCCAAAAAUUGCGUACAUUCUUGCUCUCGAUCUCAUUUUGGUUGGAAUUGACACGAUUUCGAUGGCUGUUUGCUCAAUUCUCUAUCAAUUGGCCACAAGGACAGAGGAACAGGAGAAGGUGUACAAUGAACUGAAGCAAAUUCUACCUGAUCCGUCCGUUCCCCUUACAACGAAGCACUUAGAUCAGGCUGUGUAUACCAAAGCCUUCAUUCGGGAAGUAUUUAGAGUAUAUUCAACGGUGAUCGGGAAUGGGAGAACCUUGCAGAAUGACGCUGUCAUCUGCGGUUAUCAUAUACCAAAGGGGGUUCAAGUGGUGUUUCCCACACUCGUUACCGGUAAUAUGGAAGAAUGGGUGGACGAUGCUAAGACAUUUAAACCCGAGAGAUGGCUGAAGGAAGGGGCAGAUGAUAAACUCCAUCCCUUUGCUUCUCUACCCUACGGCCAUGGGGCGCGCAUGUGCCUCGGGCGGCGAUUUGCCGAUCUUGAGAUGCAAGUGCUACUCGCAAAGCUGAUCCGAAAUUACAAGUUGGAGUAUCACUACGAGCCCCUCAAGUACAGAGUGACUUUCAUGUACGCACCAGAUGGAGACCUCAAAUUCAAAUUAGUGAAGCGAUAAUCAGUUUUUAUUGCCUUGUCCAGUUUCAUGUACAAGAAAAUACAAAAAAAUGAGUUCGAAUAAUCUUGAGAUGUUUGUCGUCUAAAAUUGUAACAAAUAUUUAUUCUAAAAUCGGUGUACAAUUUUA